This is a messenger RNA of Oncorhynchus mykiss (rainbow trout), 2132 nucleotides long. It is a transcript of the gene nsrp1, whose product is annotated as nuclear speckle splicing regulatory protein 1. Lineage: Eukaryota; Metazoa; Chordata; Actinopteri; Salmoniformes; Salmonidae. Gene Ontology annotation, biological process: regulation of alternative mRNA splicing, via spliceosome. The record is from RefSeq and is a predicted model, not a curated record.
CAGUCACUCAGGAGAGACAAUGGAAGAGUCAGGAUGGAAUCAACGCCUCGCCUUUAAUCACAGGGUAGCUCUCUGAGCACACUGAUCUCUGCAGAGAUAAUGACAAUCAGAGAAAGUGUGAAAGCGUGGGUAUAAGUGGUAUGGUAUUACUAAGGAGAACUGGCAUGGUGGUGGAGAGUCAACAACCCAUGAAAUUGUUAUGGUUUUACGGCUUAAUAGGGGCAGGAUCAGAAGGCAGGGUUCGCUUGCCAACGAAUCUGCCGCAGCGGUUCAGAGAUAUUUCAAGGAGUAAGAUGGCGGCACCUAGUAAACAGUACGGCCUGAUCAUACCCCAGAAGAGAGCGUCUAAGACAGUCACCUUGCCCAGGCCCUCAGUGUUUGGGGAUGACUCUGAUGAAGAGACCUCGGUUGGGGAGAGUUUGCAGAAGGAGGCUCUGAAGAAGAGGAUGAUGAAACAGACACGUCUGGAGAUGCAGAAGGCUCUAGAGCAGGACAGCAGUGUGUAUGACUACGAUGGUGUCUAUGAUGACAUGCAGAAACAGAGGCUGGAGAGCAGCAAGAAAAUGCUGGGAGGAACCGACAGGAAGCCAAAAUACAUCAACCAGCUGCUACAAGCGGUGGAGGACAGGAAGAAGGAGCAGGAACGGAGAGAUGAGAGGAAGAUUCAGAAGGAGAGAGAGGCGGAGGGAGAGCAGUUUGCAGACAAGGAGGCUUACGUCACCUCAGCCUACAGACAGAAACUCAAGGAGAGACAGGAGGAGCUGGAAAAAGAAAAGCGAGAGGCAGCGAUGGAGGCUGCUCUGGAUGUGAAGAAGCAGAAAGACCUGAGUGGUUUCUACAGACACCUGCUGAACCAGACCGUAGGAGAGGAGGCCAUACCAGACCGCUCUGUACCGAGGGAUCAGAGUACAAAAGAAGUCAAGACAGAAGCGCCAUCCCCACCGUCUUCACCUCCCUCACAAGACCACGUCCCCAGUUCCCAUAGUGACAGCGAGGAGGGGCAGGAUCAGAAGGCAGGGUUCAGUAAGCCGGCCCCUUGUGCCAAACGCCACUACAGACAGAGGUCCCCUUCCUCUGGGAGUGGAGAAGAGGAGCGAGAGAAGGAUAGAGAGAGAGAAAAGAAGAGACAUAAAGAGAGAGACCGAGACCAAGGAAGGGAUAGAGAGAGGGUCAGAGAGAGAGACAGGGAGGACAGGCAUGGUGGAUGGAGAGAUGAGAAGGAUGGAAGAAAGGAGAGGGAUAGAGACAGAGAGGAGGACAGGAGCAGGGGGAGGCGGGAUAAAGAGAGAGAGGAGAGACACGGGAAGAGAGAAAGGAGCCCGAAAGACAGAGAGAAGGAGAACGGGGAGAAAGAGAAACAGAGGGAGCUAGACAAAGACAAGGGGAGAGAAAGGGACAAGGGCAGGGAGAAAGAGAGGAAUAGGGAUGAAGAAAAGAAGACUAUAAAAACCGACGGAAAGGAUGAAAAGAAGGAGGGAGAGGGUUCAGCGAAGAAGGGGAAGGAGGGAGAGGGGUCAGAGAGGAAGGGGAAGGAGGGAGAGGGGUCAGAGAAGGGGAAGGAGGGUGGGUCAGAGAAGGGGAAGGAGAGUGAUUCAGAGAAGAAGGGAAAGGAGAGAGAAGAGGAGAGUAAAGUGAGUAAGUUUGUCAAGCGCAGCAGUGAGCAGACCGUGACCUCAGCCAGAGACAGAUACCUGGCCAGACAGAUGGCACGCUCAGCCACCAAGACGUACAUAGAGAAGGAGGAGGACUGAACACACACAAACGAUGACAGCUGUGACUGUGUGAUGACAGAGGGUGUCCGAUGAACUGAGACACGUCAACAGAUGUGUGUGAACUUCUUUCUCUAAUACACAGCACUUGACGGACCCACCAAAUUAGAGUGGGGUCUCAUGGUUCUACUGUCUGGGGAGAAAGAUGGAAUGGUAGAGAGUGAUUUAAAUGAAUGAAUGCAGGACUUGAGUUAAGUGAGAGGGUGAAUAAGUGAUGAAAAAUGUAGUGUGAGUGAGGUGCCCCACACCAGCGAACUAUGUUUUUGUUGAAUAUUUCUGUUCUAUUCCAUUUUUUUUUUUUUCUGAUGGACAGAACCGUACUUCCUGUUUAUGUUGUUAAUAAAUGUCAACAUAUGGCUGGUG